This is a messenger RNA of Arabis nemorensis, 294 nucleotides long. Lineage: Eukaryota; Viridiplantae; Streptophyta; Magnoliopsida; Brassicales; Brassicaceae. The record is from the annotation of a GenBank genome assembly.
AUGAUCACUUGUGACUACUCUGCCCGGAGUUUCAAAAAAAUUUGCGAGUCAUGUCUCUUAGUCCCAAUGUUAGAGGGUAACGCCGUAUGGAGGGAACUCUGGAACGCUGAGCGUGCGGCUGCCCAAUCAAAUGUGGUUGCGGAUGCACUCGUCACCAUUGUUGAGGCAGGAGGAGAUGUUCAAGAGUGGUACUAUCGGGUUCAGGUGGCUAUUGCAACUGCUAUUCAUAAACAUCACCAACUGACGGAACCACCCAUUCCAAGAUUCGUGCUACCAUCUGGACGCUCCACGUAA